Messenger RNA from Caenorhabditis elegans, 1194 nucleotides. It is a transcript of the gene sri-74, whose product is annotated as Serpentine Receptor, class H. The transcript has 5 exons. The record is from RefSeq and is marked reviewed. The coding region runs from base 139 to 1113 and encodes 324 amino acids. NCBI's taxonomy places the organism in Eukaryota, Metazoa, Nematoda, Chromadorea, Rhabditida, Rhabditidae.
UGACGUAGGGAAGUGAACUUUCGAUUGUCGACAUUUUUCACCAAUGCGUCUCUAUCACGCUACAGGCUAUUUCCACACUUCCAGGUGAAAAAGUGGAUCAUGAACUAAGCGACGUAGCGGAAUGCAAGCUCAUUUCAAAUGGAGGACAUUGAUUUUUCCGAUCCGCAUUGGCUUUUGAAUUAUUUUCAUUUUAUUGGAUUGGUCUCAUUUAUUCUGAAUUCUAUUGGAAUUUAUUUCUUGAUGUUUAUGAGCAAUCAGUUGGGAAAAUUUAAGUACUACUUGUUAUUAUUUCAGCUUUCCUGUGUUCUUACGGAUAUCGAUUUUACGAUUCUUGUGCAGCCAAUCCCACUAUUUCCACUGUUUGCAGGACAUAUUUACGGUGUAGUAUUCACAUGGUUCGGUCUUCCAGCAAAUACUGGCGCGGUCACUAUUGCUUUUGUGGCCGCAAUCCAAAUUGAAAGCCUACUCGUGUGUUUUAUGGAGAAACAUCAAGGAAUUGCAAUUCUAUUAAACACGCAUAAAGUACCAAAGUUCAUAUUAAAUUUUCUAUAUUCUAUGUGCUUUAUUCUCCCAAUUGUUAUGUGUGUAUGGGUAAAUUCGCUCAGUCUCAGUCGAGAAGAGGCGCUGGUCUAUAUUAAAGAGGUAUAUCCAAAAGGGUAUUUGCAAUUUUCGAAGCUACCAAAUUUUGUGGUCUACGUGAAAUCUCCGUAUACAACACUACUUAUCUCAGCGCUUUUUAUAGCCGGUAGUUUAGGAUUUGCGUGUCUAUCUCUAUUCAUUUAUGAUGUUGUACGUAUGAUGGCUCACUUGAAGCUUCGAAUCUCAAAACUAACAUAUGAAAUGCACAAUGAAGCGCUUCGAAGUGUGAUCAUACAGUUCAUAACCGCAGUGUUGUGUCUGCUUGGUCCAAGGUUACUGCUUCUAGUCUUAGUUUUUGAAAUUCCAUACAUGAAUUUAAUAUCUGAACUAUUGUUUGCCUGGUUUGCAAGUCAUUCGUCAGUUAACAUGAUUUCUUUAUUCAUAUUCUUUCCGCCAUAUCCCAAGAUUAUCGCAAAGGGUUUGAAGAAAACAAAAGUGAACAUAACUCUUCCAAUUUCUUCAAUGGGACAUUGAAUAUGCAAACUCAGAAUUUGGAGACUUCAUGCUCGCAUUACACAUAGUUGUUUUCUAGUUUUUGUUGUUUUCGUAUAAUAA